ACAUCUAUCUAGAAUUGUAUAAAUUUAAUAGAGCCAUAUAGAUUAUUUCUAGAUAAAAAAAUGUAAUAAAUAAGGGUAACCUCGGAUUUUACAUCGCGUAUUUGGUGAGGUAAAAUGGCGUCACGUGUAAUUUUGUCCCUGGCGCUCCUCGUGGCUGCCACAGCCGCGUCGCCCAACCGCAUCGUGGGUGGCAACCCCACCACCGUCCAGGAAUACCCCUGGAUCGUGCAGUCGGAGACCAUGGGCAUCUUCACAGGCGUCUGGAGCCAGAGCUGUGCCGCCAACGUCCUCACCACCAGAUACGUGGUCACCGCUGCGCACUGUUACGAAGGAUUGCUCUACGAACCGAACCUCCGCCGCAUCCGCGCGGGCAGCACCUACAGGAACACCGGCGGCGUCAUCAGCCACGUGGAGACGGCCAUCAACCACCCCACCUACCGCCACCUGUCGGGCUACGACGGCGACAUCAGCGUGGUCCGGCUUGUUGAGUCCCUGGUCUACACGCCCGUUGUCCAGCAGUCCACCAUAGCGUCUCCUGAAACAGUGCUGCCUCCGAACUUGCCCGUUAUCCAUGCCGGCUGGGGCACCACUUCGUUCCACGGUUCUUCAUCCAACGUUCUCCAAGACGUCACCAUCUACACCAUCGACCACCAGAUUUGCGCCGAGCGGUACCGCACUCUUGUUCCACCCCAAGAUGUCACCGAGAACAUGAUCUGUGCUGGACUUUUAGACGUGGGCGGCCGCGAUGCCUGCCAGGGCGACUCUGGAGGCCCACUGUACUACAAGGAUGUGACCGGUUUGACCAUCUUGGUGGGUAUCGUAUCGUGGGGCCAUGGCUGCGCGAAUGAGACGUACCCAGGUGUUAGCACAAACGUUGCCAAAUAUACUGAAUGGAUCAUCCAGACCGCUGUUUAAUUAACAAAUAAAUAAAUUGCUCUUGAAAUCUAAAA
Molecule: messenger RNA, 950 nt
Organism: Leguminivora glycinivorella
Lineage: Eukaryota; Metazoa; Arthropoda; Insecta; Lepidoptera; Tortricidae
Product: trypsin, alkaline C-like
Exons: 4
Coding region: 115-915 (266 amino acids)
Biological process (GO): proteolysis
Molecular function (GO): serine-type endopeptidase activity
Source: RefSeq, a predicted model, not a curated record